AAAUGCAGGAAAAGCAGCCAUUUUGCAAAGUGAGAGUCUCCUUGCUGGUUGUGUUGCAGAGGGUGUGAUACUGUCGAAAGAAAUUGAAAAAAGAAGUGAGCGAAAGACGCCGACUGGACUUAAAUAUUAAUUGUGGGGUUCGUGAAACAUCAGCUUAUCAGGAGACAAGGAAAAGAAAGUAAAAGUGUAUUUGAGAAGAACACAGGCGGGUUUGGUGAUGACAACGUCUGCUGACAAUUGUGAUGUUAAUCGGGUGGACAGUCUCUCUCAGGGGUUGGUGAUUGAGAAUGAAAUUGGAUCUAAGAAAAUGAACGGGACUCUGGACCACCCAGACCAGCCCGACAUCGAUACCAUAAAGAUGUUUGUGGGACAGAUUCCGCGAACUUGGUCUGAGAAGGAGCUGAGAGAGCUGUUUGAACCGUAUGGCAGCGUGUAUGAAAUCAACAUCCUCAGAGACAGAAGUCAAACACCCCCCCAGAGCAAAGGUUGUUGUUUUGUAACCUAUUACACUCGUAAAGCAGCAUUAGAAGCACAAAAUGCCCUUCACAACAUGAAGAUCCUACCAGCGAUGCAUCAUCCUAUUCAAAUGAAACCUGCAGACAGUGAGAAGAAUAAUGAAUUAUCCUACAAUUGUUCUGUUCCAGCUAUAGAAGACAGAAAGCUGUUCAUAGGAAUGGUUUCGAAGCAGUGUAAUGAAAACGAUAUCAGGCUCAUGUUUUCGCCGUACGGACAGAUUGAGGAAAGUCGAAUAUUACGCGGACCGGAUGGUUUGAGUCGAGGUUGUGCUUUUGUUACUUUCACGGCAAGACAGAUGGCACAGUCGGCUAUCAAAGCAAUGCACCAGUCGCAAACUAUGGAGGGCUGCUCCUCUCCGAUUGUCGUGAAGUUUGCAGAUACGCAGAAAGAUAAAGAGCAGAAACGGAUUGCACAGCAGCUACAACAGCAGAUGCAGCAGCUCAAUGCUGCCUCCAUGUGGGGGAAUCUUACAGGGCUGAACACACUCGGGCCCCAGUACUUGGCACUUUAUUUGCAGCUUCUUCAACAGACCGCCUCGACGGGGAAUAUGAAUGCACUUAGCAACCUUCACCCCAUGACGGGGCUAAAUGCAGUGCAGUUACAGAACCUGGCUGCAUUGGCGGCUGCUGCCGGUGCCUCUCAGAAUAGCAUGUCUGGCACAAAUUCUCUUACCAACUCCAGCAGUCCCCUCGGUCUCCUCACCAGUGCAGGCGCGGGACAGCAGGCACAUUCUACCUGGGACACAUACAAGGGUUCCUCCUCCAACUCAAGUGGCAACUCUUCACUAAAUCCUAUGGCUUCUCUUGGAGCUCUGCAGUCCCUUGCAGGUGCAACUGCAGGACUAAACGUUGGGUCUUUAGCAGGAAUGGCUGCUUUAAACGGAGGAUUAGGGAGUGGAAGUCUUUCGAACGGCACAGGCAGUACGAUGGAAGCAUUGACUCAGGCAUGUUCGGGAAUCCAGCAGUACGCUGCAGCUGCAUUACCUACACUUUAUAACCAGAGUCUGCUAACACAACAGAGCCUCGGGGCUGCGGGGAGCCAGAAAGAAGGUCCCGAAGGAGCGAAUCUCUUCAUUUACCAUCUUCCCCAGGAGUUUGGGGAUCAGGAUCUGCUCCAAAUGUUCAUGCCAUUCGGGAAUGUCAUCUCGGCCAAGGUUUUCAUUGACAAGCAGACCAACCUCAGCAAGUGUUUCGGUUUUGUAAGUUAUGACAAUCCAGUCUCAUCUCAGGCAGCCAUUCAGUCCAUGAACGGUUUCCAGAUUGGCAUGAAGCGACUGAAAGUUCAGCUCAAGCGAUCCAAAAACGACAGCAAGCCAUACUGAGCUUUUCUCUCAAAUGGACUUGAGUUAAAAAAUGUUUUCUGAUAUCUUCGUACCCGUUUGUGCAUCGUUUGCCUAGCAUGUCGAUGUGACGUCAAAAGUUCAUCGUCCAGCCCUUGUCUUCUGAGCUUCUCUGAUGCUUGACCUCUCACCUUUGACCUUGUGUUAACUUUUGACGUUUAUUAAAGUUUUUUUCAUUUCAGUUUGUGCUGCCAAUCAGUUAUGCUAGAAAGACUGCUAAACAAAAAAAAUAUAUUUGAAGUUAUCUUUGAGUAUUGUUACAAAGAGUCUAUUUUUCUAGAACUUCCUAAAAUAACCACUAGAUUUUGCAACAAAAAAACCUACUUCUAAUUUUUUUUAUUUUAAUUUUGUUUUUUGUUUCUUCUUUUUUUUUUUUUUUUUUUUUUAAAUAGCAGUCUUCCUAGCAUGUCACAUGUAGUAUUUGUAUUUGUCCUCAAGCAGCCAAUCAGUUUGUAGAAGCUACUGUGUGUGUGUGUGUUCUUCUUUCUUGUUAGUUCUAAACCUUUUUAGGGAUGAUGGUCACAUUUUGCUGAAACCAAGGAUGAAUUUGUAAUUUUGUGCUAGGUUAGUUAGCAUGACGUCUUUUUUGGGAGUUCUCUAUUAAGAGUGCUGUCAUUUAUUAUUAAUAUUAUUAGAAUUAUAAAUACUUGGAUUGUCUUUCUUUAGUGUGUCAUUUUUUCUGCUAAUUAUUUCUUUACCUUGUGGGGUUAUCAGCAUUUGUCUGUAGUGAAAAUAUUCUAAAACAAGCAAAAAAAUAAAGUAGAUCUUUGUCACAAUAAUUAGUUUAAUAUAUAUAUCUUGCAUGCAUGUUUUUCGUAACUGCACUGAAAUCCUCAGCAAAAUGUGAUUUAAUUUUGUUUAAAGAAAUCAUAGUGCCAAAAUUUUUGCAUGUUGCUGUUGGUCACAUCUUUUCUGUACAUCUUUUACCUACCUUUCUCUAUGGUUAAACAGCGCAAAACCCCCCCCAGAAAAACCCCAAUAAGUUUUGGUUUAAUGGGUUAUUUAAGUGUUGGUGUGGCAAAUCUUAUAGCUUAUUGCCAUCUUACUCAUUACCACUGUGUUUAGAUUAUGAUGCUUCUUCAUUAUAUAUAUAUAUAUAUAUAUAUAUAUAUAUAUAUAUAUAUAUAUAUAUAAUAUAUAAUUACUCACACUGUGUGCGACAGGAUCUAGGAGUAUAAAAGUGCUUUGUGUCCGUGUGCACAAAUUCUAUAAGGUUUAACAACAUUUCUACAGAGAAUUGAGAGAAAUUUACGCACUGAAGUAUCGAUUAUACUUCAACAUUCUCAUAAAAUAAAUUAAGUUACAGAAUUGGGUGGCACUGCAUAAUGUAAUUAAAGGCUUUCUGUGAAAUUUAAUGUUCAUUUUAAGAUUGUUCCCUCUCCUACCUUUUUUAUUUGUAUGUUGUUUUCAGUGAAAUACGUCUGCAGAAGCCCUGAUUUUAAUGAUCAGAAAACAAAUGCAGUUUAUCCAAAACUAGACCACUUAAUCUGAAGUAUCUCUGCUCUUUUUGAAAGAUGAGAAAGAACGGAUAGGCAAUUUCCAACAAAAGCACAGUUCUACAGAAAUAAACUACAAAUGAAAUCUUGCUUUAAAGUAUUUUGACAGAUAAUUGGAGGAAAACACAAAAACCUUUCAUUUUGGGGGGGACAUUGCGAAGAAUUGUUUGUCUGCAUGUGCACAUUUUUGUUUCUUUUUUAUAAUAAAUAUUGCAUUGUUGUAAUCUUACUGUCCUGAAUUAUCUACCAAAUUAAGCUUUCUUAGAAGUGUCCCAGAGAACAUCAGCGUUCUAAGAUUUUUCAGGUAUCUUUCCAUGGCGUUCUUCAGCAUAGCUGCACAUUUCCUUUUCAUUUAGACACAUAUUCUGAAAACCAAGAUUUCUCCAGGACAUGCCUUGUAAAGCAUUGUAUUGUUGUUCUGUGUAUUGGGGAGCUGUGGACUGAAAAACAUAAUAGAGAUACAACUGCAGGUUAAUGGCCCUGCUUUAUGUGAAAGGUCUAAAAAUGUCUCAUUUUUAAUCAUAUUAAAAGCGUUUGGGUCUAAAAUAUGUUUUUAGUGCUAGUGCAAUAGUCUAAAUACACUCUUCACCAGAUUGGUUUUAUUUUUAUUUUUCACCACUGAUACAUUCAUGCGGAGCCAGAAAAGGUCCCCUUUGCUAUUGAUAACUUGAUGAUCGCGCAGGAAACUACAUUCUGAAUUAGCGUUAAGUGAACACAUGCCCACCAGGAGUUCGUUUUCUGGGUCCGAUUUAAACAGUGUUGCCAAGCAUUUGUGUUUGCAGAUUUCAGUUUCAGAAGCAUCUCCCUAAUCCUGUGGAAAUGUUCAAAACUAAAAUGCCAAAAUGUUUCAUCAUAUGUUAAACUGUGGUUGUUUCAUUGAUUUGAGAUUCUUAAGUGACUGACUCCAUUUUUUUUCCAGCUGCGUUUUAUUUGUGUGUGUGGUUUUUUUUUGUUUUUUUUGUGUGAAUUAAAAUGUAAUCUUUUGAAAGAAACCUGUGGGAUUUUUUUUUUUAUUGGUACAAAGUGAUUGUAUUUAACACUAGGUUUUGUACAGUUUUUGCCUUUUUCUACUAGAAAAAAGCAAUUUCACAAUGUGAAAUUGAAAUAAAAAAAAUAAAAACCUUGUAGAAUUUGUCACUAUGACCAAACUUAUCAGUCUGUACUGCAGUAAGAUUAAAAAAUAAUUAAAAGUAAUUAAUCUGAAGUCUUCAUUACUUCUGGCAACAACAAAAAAAAAGCUUUUCUUUUUUGAAAGUCAUUGUGUGGUUUUGAUGUAAAAUUUAGAAACAUAUGAUUUAUUAAAACGGCUAAAAAAAUACUUUUUUGUGUAGCUGAAUAAAAAUAAAACAAAUGUUACAAGUUUGGAACAGCAAGUAUUUGUUUAAUGAUUUUCCUACCUUUGUCUAGACUGGGGUACUAAACUGUUUUAAUUGCACAUGCAACAAGCAGUCCUUUUGUAUGCCAAGUGUGGUACCUAUUGUUUAUUUACAAUUAAACUGUUUGAGAAGAUUCA
Molecule: messenger RNA, 4864 nt
Organism: Acipenser ruthenus (sterlet)
Lineage: Eukaryota; Metazoa; Chordata; Actinopteri; Acipenseriformes; Acipenseridae
Product: CUGBP Elav-like family member 1
Exons: 16
Coding region: 218-1837 (539 amino acids)
Biological process (GO): regulation of alternative mRNA splicing, via spliceosome; mRNA splice site recognition
Cellular component (GO): cytoplasm; nucleus; ribonucleoprotein complex
Molecular function (GO): mRNA 3'-UTR binding
Source: RefSeq, a predicted model, not a curated record